Messenger RNA from Adineta steineri, 930 nucleotides. The record is from the annotation of a GenBank genome assembly. NCBI's taxonomy places the organism in Eukaryota, Metazoa, Rotifera, Eurotatoria, Adinetida, Adinetidae.
AUGAAUUCAUCCCUCUCACUUUCAUUCAAUCAACCAAAGUUUUGUCCAACACUCAUUUGGGAUUCCAUUGGAAUUACUUUUGCUAAUCAAUCGAUUGUUGGUGAAUAUCCUCUCGCCAUUUUUGUGAGCACAAACAACACAAUCUAUGUCGCUAAUAAAGAAAAUAACACAAUUGUAGUAUGGCACGAAGAGAGUGUCAAUCCAACAAAGAUCAUUUCAGGUAAUUUCACAGAACCCAAUUCUCUCUUCGUGACAUCGAAUGGUGACAUUUACAUUGGUGAUGGCGAGAAGAAUGGUCGAGUACAGAAAUGGGUCAUAGAAACAAAUACUUUUGUCACAGUGAUGAAUGUUAGUUUUCCAUGUGAUGGUUUGUUUGUCGAUAUCAAUGAUACUCUUUACUGUUCAAUGGCUGAGCAUAAUCAAGUAAUGAAAAGAUCAUUAAAUGAUGCAGUGAUGGCUUCAGAUUGUGUUGCUGUUGGAACAGGUAUUUACGGAGAUGACUCGAAUCAACUCGAUAAUCCAUAUGGAAUCUUUGUCGAUAUGAAUUUUGAUUUAUAUGUAGCAGAUUGUGGAAAUGACCGAGUUCAGUUGUUCCAGUCGGGAGAAUCAAAUGGCAUCACAGUAGCUGGAAGUACAUCACUAAAUCCAACAAUUAUGCUGAGUAAUCCAAGUGGAAUUAUAUUAGAUGCUGAGAAAUAUUUAUUCAUUGUGGAUUAUGGCAAUAGUCGCAUUGUUGGUUCAGAUGUGAAUGGCUUUCGAUGUUUGGUUGGAUGUUACGGAAUGGGUUCACAAUCCAAUCAAUUGGCUAAUCCAUUUAGUUUGAGUUUUGAUCGUUCUGGAAACAUGUUUGUUACUGAUCAAGACAAUGAUCGAAUUCAAAAAUUUCAAUAUUUCGAAGAAUCAUGUGGUGAGUUUAGAAUGAUCGAAUAA